Molecule: messenger RNA, 3339 nt
Organism: Suillus subaureus
Lineage: Eukaryota; Fungi; Basidiomycota; Agaricomycetes; Boletales; Suillaceae
Product: Fusaric acid resistance protein-like-domain-containing protein
Exons: 15
Coding region: 1-3339 (1112 amino acids)
Source: RefSeq, a predicted model, not a curated record
AUGGAGAACGAGGGCCAGCUUAGGAGCCCUGGGACACGUGACAGACGCCAUCUUGUAAACUCCUUUCACCGCUCCGAGCACUCUUCAGCGGGACCUCUGACUUCAGAAGCUACAUUCACUGACUGCGAUCCAUUCGACAAUGUCUUCCAAUCGCAUCCGCAGGAGCGCAACACCCGAGAGACGUCGUUUAAACAAUCCAAUGGACAUCACGAUCCCACUGAAUCAGAAGACCAGUCCGAAGCCUGCUCCGACGGCUCCUCAGCUACCUCUGUCCCUGCAUCGACAUCACGCCAUCGGUUUCUUCCUUUGCAAGUACCCACGAUACCAGUUUUGUGGAAGAACGUUCUCAAAUGCGCGGUGGCAUAUCUUAUUGCCUCUCUCUUUACAUUUUCAUCAUAUCUCUCUGGAUUCCUCAGUGAUAUUUCCACACCGGGAGCAGGGAAUGGCUUCCCAUCGCCCACUGGUCACAUGAUAGCUACUAUCGCUAUUUACUAUAACCCCGCAAAAACCAUGGGAGGAAUGAUGGAGGCUGAUUCAUACUGCUCGAUUGCGUUUCUUUAUGCAGCAUUUGUUUGUCUGGGAAGCAUGUCCAUGUUCUGGUCCCUCGAGGUCAGACCAGGAUGGGAGUGGCUUGGUGAUGCUCUUGUCAUUUCGUGGGUCGGAGUCAGUAUGUGGGGUCUCACUUGGAUGAGAGUGUGGAUGGACAAACCCACGUUCAAUUCGGCGUGUAGCAUGGCUGCCAUAAUAUUAUCUGUUGUAAUCAUCAAGGAAGGAGGCUGGGAAACACUCCUGCAAGUAUUCUCUGUCGUGCUUGUCGGCACCUUAAUAUCAAACAUCGUGUGUUUCACGUUAUGGCCCCAAAGCGCCACAGACAACCUCCAGUUGAACAUGACAAAGACCUUGGAUUCGUUUGCCACCCUCCUUGGCAUGCUUACAAACACCUUCCUCCUUGAGGAGCCCAUUCACCAGCCUAGCCAGGAUAAAAUACACAAGGCGGUCGAUAACCAUCAGGCAAGCUUUACGAGUCUUAAAAAGAACUUAGAAGAAGCCAAGUCGGAAUGGUUCAGUGGUCUGCGUGGACAAGAAGGCAAGGUGUCCAGACAAGCCUAUGAGGAUGCGGUUGAUAGCCUCACGCGUCUUGCUCAACAUCUCAAUGGCUUGAGAAGCGGCACCCGAUUGCAGUACGAACUCACGAAAGCCCACAGUGAGGGACGCUUGACGUUGAGGCGACACAAUCAAACAAACGGAAGAGAGCGCGAAACAAGUGGGUAUCGUUCUCCAGCCGGGAAGGGGAGGACGAUGUCCAAUGGCGGUUCGGACAUGAGGGAUGACCCAGAUGAAGUCCUACUACAAGCUGCGGCGGACAUGUUCGGCGAUCUAGUCGAUGAUCUGGGUCCACCGCUGAAGGCGUUGACAAGAACCUGUACUGCAAGUUUCAAACGUCUACGUGAGGCAUUUGCGCAGAGCAAACAUGUCCAAAGAGAAACUCCCUUUCAACCUCAUGAUUUCCACGUUUUGAUUGAUGAGAUUGAGCGCGCACUGUUUACUUUCGAGAGCACCUCGAACCACGCUGUUAUGCGUUUAUACAAACGAAGCGAUUUUGCUGCCCCGUCUAUGGGGAGUUCAUUGGAUUCUCUGGUCCAGCAGGACAAUGCCAUCCUCACGAACAGCGAACACGAACACAUAUUUCUUCUCUAUUUUUUUAUUUUCACGUUGCAGGAAUUUUCUGGAGAGCUCAUUUCUCUCACGGACGCUAUGCGCAGAAUAUAUGCGGUCGAACAAGUCAGAGUGGAUACUCAGAGCUGGUUUAACCGAUAUAUUCUACACGGCCCGUCAAAUCUUUUAUCUGCAAUGCGAUUGCGUCGACGCAAUUUGGCUUAUGAAAAAUCCAAGCGGUCUAGACUGCGCCGACUCUCAUCACUCUUUACUUCCCCCCAUCGCAGCAAAGUUUUCUUCCCAAAAGUCCAACCUCACGCUCCAAACACAAUACAAACGCCCCAUCCCGCGAAUCUCCCCUUUAUCGGUCGUAUGAAGCGAGCACUUUGGGAUUUUGGUGGGAUUUUGAAAGAGCCCAAGUUGAAGUAUGCCUUCAAAGUGGGAAUGUCUACUGCUGUGUUGGCUGCACCUGCGUUCUUUGAUGCUACGAGACCAAUUUUUACGGACUAUAAGGGUGAAUGGGCAUUGAUUUCCUUCUUUGGGGUCAUGUCGCCUACGAUCGGAGCUACCAAUUUCCUUAGCAUUCAUCGUGUACUCGGUACUCUUUUCGGAGCUUGCGCCGCAGCUGGAAUUUACAGCCUUUUCCCGGAGAAUGCAAUUGUGUUGUCGAUCUUCGGUUUCUUUUUUUCGAUGCCUUGUUUCUACUACAUCAUUGCGAUUCCACGGUAUGCGACAACGGGGAGAUUUGCUCUUUUAACAUACAAUUUAACGUGCCUUUAUUCGUACAACGUUCGACAAGCCGACGUAUCUGUAAUCGAUAUUGCGUUUCAGCGCUCGAUUGCGGUUAUCGCUGGUGUCCUCUGGGCUGCGAUUGUAUCUCGUUUCUGGUGGCCUUCAGAAGCGCGAAGGGAGCUCAGUCGAGAGCUGGGAGACUUUUGUCUGAACAUCGGAUGGCUAUACACCCACUUGGUAGCAGCCAACUCAGGCGCGCCUCGCGUAGAGGAUGACACGGAUGAAGACGAAACCGAGACGCAGUGUCCGGAUGAGACGGUGUCGCUUUUGCCAAAGUCUGCUAAAGCCAGGCUUAGUAAAUCCAUUCAGGACUUCAUGGCUAUGGAAUUGCACCUCCAGAGGAAGCUCAUUGAAUUGCAAGGUCUUCUGGCUCAGACGCAGCAUGAGCCCCGGUUGAAGGGACCCUUCCCUAUAGCACUCUACCGGGCGAUAUUGACAAGUCUCCAGACUAUCCUGGAUAGGCUGCACAGUAUGCGUUGCGUCACUACCCGAGAGGAAUGGAUUACGUCUGUAAGGAGGGAUUUCAUCUUACCCGUGAAUAAAGAGCGAAGAGAUUUAGUCGGUAAUAUCAUCCUUUAUUUCUCCACGCUCGCAUCCGCCUUUCGCUUGAAAGCCCCAUUACCUCCGUACCUCCCACCAGCUGAGGAAUCGAGGGAGCGCCUGGUCAAUGCAAUCCGGAAAUUGGAUAUAGUCAGGAACAGAGAUGUGAAAGCGUCCCGACAGCUGCUUUUCUUUGCGUAUGCUCUUACUAUGAAAGGCGUCACUCAGGAACUGGAGUAUCUUGGGCGUACGCUGCAAACCGUUUUUGGUGUGAUUGGGCAUAAUCCGGAAGAGUUUGAGGCGUUGUUUAUGGAGCCGGGUGGGAGUGUAGAUGCUACGCAUGUUGUUUGA